CAAACCCCCCAUAUCCCUGUUUUUAUUUCUUGUUGUGUCACCAGUUCAUGUGCAACCGCGUUCUGAUAAAUUAAUAAUAAUAAUUCACAUUCACCUCUGCAUCACAAUCACAAUGCUCUUCCUCCUCACACCCAUCACUGAUUUUCCAAACAUUCCAAUCUUCAAACGUUGUUGAUUCCUUCCAUUGUUGAUCACUCACACACACACUCUCUCUCUCUCUCUCUCUCUCUCUCUCUCUCUUUCUCUUUCUCUCUCUACCCAAAACCAUUGAUUCGAUCUGAAUCUGUGUACUCUGCUCUCACAAAUCGCAAACCCCCUUUACUCAAUUUCCUCCCUUUUUCACUCCUGUCUGCUUUUGGGUGGGUAAAGUUGUUAUUUUCGUUUCUGGGUAUUCAGCAAAGACAAAGAUGGGUGAGGGAGAACGUUUCCAGCUGGGGACUGUUGGCGCCUUGAGUCUUUCUGUGGUGUCAUCAGUGUCCAUUGUGAUUUGCAAUAAAGCUCUCAUGAGCUCACUCCAUUUCAUUUUUGCUACAACUUUGACAAGCUGGCAUCUGCUUGUCACAUUUUGUUCCCUUCAUGUAGCGCUUAGAAUGAGAUUCUUUGAGCACAAACCUUUUGAGCAGAAAGCUGUAAUGGGAUUCGGGAUUUUAAAUGGAAUCUCAAUUGGUCUUUUAAAUUUGAGCCUGGGGUUCAAUUCUGUUGGCUUCUAUCAAAUGACUAAGCUGGCAAUCAUUCCUUGUACUGUACUGUUGGAGACCAUUUUCCUCGGGAAGAGAUUCAGUAAAAGAAUUCAAUUUGCCCUAUCUACCCUCCUUUUGGGUGUUGGGAUUGCAACUGUCACUGAUUUGCAGCUUAAUGCUCUGGGCUCUUUCUUAUCUUUCUUGGCGGUGAUUACAACAUGUGUUGCUCAGAUUAUGACUAAUACUAUCCAGAAGAAGUAUAAGGUUUCUUCCACCCAGCUUCUGUAUCAAUCAUGUCCAUAUCAAGCAGCAACCCUGUUAAUCUGUGGUCCAUAUCUGGAUAAACUUUUGACAAACCUGAAUGUAUUCGCUUUCAAGUACACAACUCAAGUGACGGCAUUCAUAGUUCUUUCCUGCCUUAUCUCCAUCUCUGUCAAUUUUAGUACAUUUCUUGUUAUUGGAAAGACAUCUCCAGUCACCUAUCAGGUUCUUGGACACCUCAAGACAUGCCUCGUAUUGGCAUUUGGUUAUAUUUUACUCCGCGACCCAUUCAGCUGGAGAAACAUACUGGGUAUUUUGGUAGCCAUGAUUGGAAUGAUUCUAUAUUCUUACUAUUGUUCUCUUGAAAGUCAGCAAAAAGCAGUUGAAGCUGCAGCACAAGCAUCCCAGGCAAGAGAAGCAGAAUCUGAUCCUCUCAUUAGUGUGGAAAAUGGAAGUGGAGUUGCGAGCGACUCAGUUGGACAAAAGUCCACUGUAUGGAGCAAAGACAGAGACUAGUAAGCUUAUGGGAUUUGUUAAAUUAUUGUCAAGAACCGUUAUAGUCCUUAUAGAGGGUGAACACCCAUAAUCCUUAUGGAAUUAGGAAGUGUUGCCAAACGCAAGUGAGCCUCAUUUGUUUUUCUAGGUAGCAUUAUUCUAGUAUUUCAUUAAUCAUUUGCCAACCAGGAACCAGCAGUAGUAGGGAGGGGAACAAUUACAUAUUUACAUGGUCAUGUCGUAAUUCUAUUGGCCACAAAUAUGCCUAAUAGUAACUAACAUUUCAUGGUGAUGUUUUUACAUAAUGUUACAUUUAUAAUUUGAUAUACAUAUUUAAACUUUUUUCUC
This is a messenger RNA of Lotus japonicus, 1784 nucleotides long. RefSeq names its product UDP-xylose transporter 3-like. The record is from RefSeq and is a predicted model, not a curated record. NCBI's taxonomy places the organism in Eukaryota, Viridiplantae, Streptophyta, Magnoliopsida, Fabales, Fabaceae. Gene Ontology annotation, cellular component: Golgi apparatus. Gene Ontology annotation, molecular function: UDP-xylose transmembrane transporter activity; antiporter activity. Bases 408 to 1457 code for a protein of 349 amino acids. The transcript has 8 exons.